Messenger RNA from Sarcophilus harrisii (Tasmanian devil), 7750 nucleotides. It is a transcript of the gene C4H6orf89, whose product is annotated as chromosome 4 C6orf89 homolog. NCBI's taxonomy places the organism in Eukaryota, Metazoa, Chordata, Mammalia, Dasyuromorphia, Dasyuridae. Gene Ontology annotation, cellular component: nucleolus; Golgi membrane. The coding region runs from base 6 to 1316 and encodes 436 amino acids. The transcript has 8 exons. The record is from RefSeq and is a predicted model, not a curated record.
CGUGAAUGUGCGGGCGGUUGGCGGCUGGGGACGGAGAGAGAGUUCGGAAGAAGGGAGGGUCGGGGGGGGGGGAAUGGUGGCUGAAUCCCGGUCGCGCGACCGGAAGCCUCAGGGAAGCCGGAAAUUGCUGGGGGGGCGGGCCUCCCAGCCUAGCGGCCAGGGCGAUCUCUCCAGGUUCCCGCCGUCCCCCGAGGCAGGAGGCAGCCCCGGGGGCGCGGGGUGAAGCGGGGCUCUGUAUGGAUUUUAUAUUGGAAGACAUGGAUCUUGCUGCCAAUGAGCUCAGCAUCUAUGAUAAACUUUCAGAGACCAUCGAUUUAGUGAGGCAGACAGGACAUCAGUGUGGAAUGUCAGAGAAAGCAAUUGAAAAGUUUAUCAAACAGCUGCUAGAGAAGAAUGAACCUCAGAGGGGACCACCCCGACAUCCUCUGCUCAUGGUUGCUUACAAGGUCCUGAUCACGCUGGGAUUAACCCUGCUUACUGCCUACUUUGUGAUUCAGCCCUAUAGCCCUUUACCACCUGAACCAGCGCUCUCUGGGGCUCACACCUGGCGCUCUCUGAUCCAUCAUAUCAGGCUGCUGUCCCUACCCAUUGCCAAGAAGUAUAUGCUUGAAAAUAAGGAAUUUGUUCCUCUGUCUAAUUAUAAUGAGCCCCCAAGUGACGAUGGAUAUCCAGAAUGUGAUGACUGGUGGAAAACAGACUGCAACCCGAACAACUCCACCAUUCCUCCUAACUGCACUGGCUGUGCAUUGACUACAGGCCUCCAAAUGAUACCACUCUUGUCACAGUUACCCCCCCAAUUUGACAAACUCCAACCUCUGCUGAUCAAGACUGGACAGUCUCUGUCAUCCAAGGAUCUUCAGCUUUUUCAGUGCCAGUACCCAGAAUUGACAGAAGGGAUCUCAGAAGGAAUAUUAGCCCGGUGGUGGAAUUGUUUCCCUCAUCAGCGUUUCCCUUUUAGUUUCCCUUGGAGCAAACCUCUGAAUAGAACAAACAUUCUACAUCAGCUUUUUCCUGUGUUCAGUUCCUUGCCAUUUCCCAAAGAUGUCUCCUUGAAAAGCUGCUUUGUUGCCCACCAACCACCUGUACUAGGGAGUAAGAUGCGUGCAGUGCAUGACCUAUUUGUCAUCGGCAGUGGUGAGGGCAUCAUGUACCUCACUCCUCCUACUGAGUGCAGAAAGCACUGUAAUACUGUGGUGAUGCAGCUGGAGCCAGGGGACAUUGGCUAUGCCAGCGUGGAUCAUUGGAAGAUAAGUGUUGGACCAAGAGGAACAGAGCCCUUGGUGAUCUGUGACGGAACCACCAACUCAGAAAUGUAGAGAAACAGGAUUCUGUCCCAGGAGAACCUGGUAGAGCUGAAGAGAAGAUCAGGUUGAUUGGGUGGGCGGGGCGGGAAAUAAAAAAAGACCGAAACAAAGAAAUUUCUUUUCAGGGGUUGGUUACUUAGUAGUUUUCCCUUUGCAUGUGUGAUUCUGUGAUUCAGCUAGUUGAUAUGCUCAUUGUAGUCUUGUGUAUGAUAAUAGUCAUACUCAUUCUAUAGAUAGACUGUGAAGAAUUCACUUUCCCAUAGGCUGCUUAGACUAAAGUCUGUGUUCUUGAUGGGCUCCAAAUAUUGUCUUGACACCUUGGAAAAUUCUCAAGAAGAGGGAACACUCAAAAAGAUAUGGCACCUGUUUAAUCUGAUAUCUUGCAGUUGAGACCCAACACUAUUCCACUAAGAAGGGGGGAUAGAUUCUACUCUUCUUGCUAACUCUUUAAGUUUACCACUUUCAGCUUUCUGACACAGGAACUGCAAAACUGUCUUCCUGAGUGCCCAAGCAUUUUUAGGUCCUUCUCUCCUGAGAUUUUGUUUAGGCUUCCAUAUUUUGCAGAUCUAAUAGUAGAGGAUCCUUCAGGAAUGCUUUCAUUGUUACCCUACUAUUAUUGAUUAUAGAGUAGCCCAUGUUAUUAGUAAGAUAAACCUUGAGCAAUCAAUUUUUUUCAGCACACUUAGGAAGUAUAUUUCCUUCCCAGUCUCUUUUCUAGAGACCUUAGGGAUUUCAUACUCUGACUGGAGCCUGAUGGUAAUUUGAUCAGACAGUUUCUAGGGGUAAUAGUCUCCCAAGUUGUUCAUAUUCUCCAAUUUGGGGGUUUUAUUUAUUUAUUUUUUAAAUCUUUGUUUUCUAAGUAACACAUCUCAUGAUCCCACCCGUGUCAAGGAAUUCUGUUUUGCUUUACCAAACCAUCUUGGGGGGAGGGGAGGAGUAUUGCUAAAGUAAGCCAGCCUGGGAAGCAGUCUCCUCCUUGGCCUUGAUCUUUAGGAUUUGAAUUUCUUCUGUGAAAGAUGUUUUACAGAUGUGUCAAGCUGAUGUCAUAGUGUGGUUAGGGGAGGAACUCAGGACAUGGAUUGUUGGCUGACUAAUGUGGUGGGGUGUGAGGCUGCUGUUUUAUUAAGAAAUAAGGUGGGUUAUUGCUUUUUUCAGUCUUAUAAGCUGUUUGCUUUGGUUGGGCAUUUGAGUCUAGUAAAAGUUGUUUUGAAAUGCUGUCGUUCAGCACCAACAGUAUGGUGUAAAUGGUAGGGCUCAUUUCUUGUUCUAUUGACUUUCUUGAAAAUUUUAAGACACUAGUGGGUGGGUAGACCAUUGCUCAGAAAAAGACAACAAGAUAAUCCUGUGAUUGCAUUUGGUGCUGCAGAAAGCCAACAUCUAGAACAGAUCUUUUUGUUAGAGAUUUCUGUUACCGAGUAAAGAUACUAGUGUUGAGGGCAAUUCUCCAGAUUCUUCUGUCCUGUGAAUCAUGUGGACCCUUCUUCUACUUAAUGUGAUUCCUUAUAUUAUAUUCCUACCUGUUGUUUUAUAAAGGACACACAAGAAUUGAGAUCGAUAGUUCCAUAGCUUCUGUGGGAGUGGGUCAUUUUGAACCAUCCCAAAUUAUACUUGAUAAAUUGUCCUAGACUAGAAAAAGUAAUGGAUUACAUUAUGUGGAACCACUGGUUAAAAGAAGCAGUCUCUUUUUAUACCAAUAUCUCCUUGUAGAAAAUAUUUUAGCAUCAUGACUUAGGAUCACUUUAGAAUUCAGAAGAGUUUAAGCAAAUAUGAAGAGUUGCUCAGAGCUCCCUCCAUCUGGAGUGUGCAGGGGAAUUUAAUUUAUUGACUUGGCUUUAGCUAUUUCUGGUACCUCCAGCCAGGUAUGUACCCAUUUUUUCCCUGCCUUUGAAAGGCUGCUCCACGAAAGAUGUUCUGGUGACUGGGCUGUCUGGGUUUAUCUCUUAGAGAAGCAAGUAAGAAUGUAGUGACAUCAUAAGCAUUUAGAGCCUAUUCAGAACUGAAAGGGACCUUAGAGACCUUCUCACUUAGUCCCUUUUUUGAGAGAUUAUGAAAGAAAUGGAGGGUCCAGAGUUACCCAGACAGUUGAGGGCAGAGACAGGAGUUGAACCCAGGGGCUUUAACUCCAGAUCUGUGGCUUUUUCCCUCCAUCCCAUGUGCCUCUAACUAAGCUCAAAUGCCACAUUUACAUGAAACAGUGUCUUUGAAAGGACUAAGCAGGGAGGUCUUAGCAGACCCACCAUUGAAAAGUGAGCCAUCAUGGUGAUGUUUCUGUAGCUGUGAUUUUGCCAGUUCCACAAAAGACUUUGUGACAAAGUUAUUAGAAAUAAUAUAGACUUACAAAUUUUAUAAUUGUUUUGAAGCUGUUUGCUUGAUGGUCUGAAAAGUGAGUCUUAGGGACUGCAUUGAAGGGCCAUUUAAAAUUUUACUUGUUUUGAUGGGUUGCUGUGGCCAAGAUAGGUUUUGUUGCCUGGUGACCAGCCUAUGGCUGCUGUGCCUCUCUAUUUCUACUCUGGUCCUUAGAAAGUAAUUUUGUCUGUUCCAAACCUGGGACCAUGCACAGAGCCUUAACAGCUGGGGAGAACCUGCCAGAGUUUACACUCCAUUAGCAGUGCCUUUGAUCACCUGGAGUCACUUUCAUGCCAUGAUGAAGCAUCUACCUAAGACCUCUUUGAAAUUCACUUUGAAAUAUCACUUUGAUAGUACUUGAUACAAACUAAGUUGGCUGUCCCUGGCUUUCAGAUGCACGAUUAUCAAGAAUGGGAGAUGACUGAAGCUGCAUAACGAGACCUGUACAUGGGACAAGAUCAGGCUUUCAUUUUCCCAGAGCAGAGAUAAUUUCAUUGCUAGAAAUUAUCUUUAUCUCUAUUUUUGGAGUUUGAUUGCUUUGGCAUACAAUCCAGUUGACUUUGGUCCUUUUUAUUAGAUUAAAAUAUCUCUAUUGAGAUAAAAAAAAUGGGGAUAGCAGAGAGAGCAUAGAGAUAUUAGAAAUGCUGGUUUCCAGAGCUUUCUAUUUCUUAGAGCUUGGUCUAAGACCUAGAGAUCGUUCAUUGGCCUGUGUCUUUUUUACCUCACACUCCCAUUCUUCUUCAGUGUCCUAUUGUGGACUCUGGAGGUGACCCUGACUUACCAGGGGCUGUCCUGAGAGCACAAGCUUUUGCAGGCCUUUUAACAUUCAUCUGCGAAGAAGAGCUUUAGUUGGAAGCUCUGAAAGAAACUGAUCUGACUCCAGCCUAGAAUUCUGUUAAGAUAGAGGCCUGAUGAUAAUCAGAAGAUAGACUACCAGGUGAUUUUCCUUUUUGACCAUAGCAACCCACAGAAACUUAUUUGCAGAGGCAUGGGGAGAGGAGACUAUGCUUUGUUUUGAUGGAAGGAACUAUGGUAGUGGGAAAUACUGAUUCUUAAAGGCAAAGUGUUAGUUGAUAUAGAGGACAUCUAUAAACAGAACAACAGCCUUCUGUAGCAUUCAAGUAGUCAUUUAAUAUAGUCAAGGAAUGGAAUAAGAAAAUAAUCAAUUGAAUAUCAAAGGGAAUUAGGCCAUCUUGAGGGGAAAGGCAUGAAAGCUGGUGUAAGGCUUUAGAAUUUAUUAGUCAUUAGCAUAUUUAUUAAGUACAUACCAUGUGUCAGGCAUUGGGCCAAGUGCUGGGGAUACGAAUAAAAAUGGAAGUCCCUGCCCUCAAAGACUUUUUAAUCUAAUAUAUAAAGACAACACAUAAAAAGCAGCUAAAAAGAAGGAUGGGGGAAAGGGGAUUAAAAAUUUAUUCGCAAGAAUCUUCUUGAAGGAAAUACAAAGGAUAAAAGUGAGAUAAGUUCACUGUCUCUUAUGACAAUCAUAAAUUUGGACACACAACCUGGUAGUUAGAAGAUGGUCUUGACCGAGACAGUUCUCCAGGUCCAGAUGAUUUCAGGUUAUUGCCCGAAAGGGUAUGGCCCAGUUUUAGUUAAACUUUGCUCAGUAUUUGUUUUUCAUCAUUCUCUGUUCCUUUCCCAGAAGAGGGGGAACCUUUCAUGACCAGGGUCCUCUUCAGAAAGGAGCAGUGAUUACAAAACCAUUAGUAUCUUGUGAGGAGAAUGACAGUAGGCAGGCAAUACUAGAAUUCAUAGCUUUGGGGUUUUUUUCUUCUUGUGGUGUGGGUAUCCUUUAAUGUUAAAAAGGUAAGGCUUUAACUUUUUAUACCGGGUAUUUAAAGUCUAGUCUCUUUCCUUCUCUUUCUGUUUUGCUUUACAUAGUUGGAAAAGGCCAAAUUGGGAAAGGAGGAGAGUUGAUGUGGGCAAUGAAGUCAGAAAAUGAAGUAGAAAGCUGUACCUAGUUGCAGAAACAUUGAAUGUAAUUCCUGGGAGUUAGGGAAUGGAGUCUGUUUCUAAUUUUGAACUCCUGUUAGAAGUAGAUCUAUCUACUCACUUCCAGGUUCUGUCAUCUACUCUACAUAUCCCAGUGCUGAUUUUAUAAUUUAAACAAGGUUCUAUUCCUAAAUUGCUUUGUAAGAUUUUGAGUUAACAAUUUUUAUGUUUGAUAACCUUAAAAGUUGAUGUCAAAUGGGAAGGGUGUGGUGGUAGUGUGCUUUUAUCCACUGCUAUCAGCAUUCACUUCUCUAUCCACUCCUCCAUCCAAAAAUUUGCUCUUUCCAUAGCACUGAUUCCAAGAGAUUGCAAUUCCAGAAUAUUUAGGUAGAGAAAGAUAAAUUUGUAGAAAGAGAGACACCUUCCUUUUCCCAGUCUUAUUGUACUCUCAGCCAACUCAUGGAUUGAGAUGUUGAAGGCCUGAACAACUCUCUGGCAAGAUGGAGAAAAUUUUAGAUGGUGCCUAUCUGUCAAGCUAUCACACUGCCAUCAUUCUGAGGAGUUUGAAUCUUAUUCUCAGCUGGGCCUUGCUACACCAGGUUUUUUUAACUAGAAAUAGUUAAUGAUACUUUUUGUUUUAAUGUUAUCUAUUUUUCCCAAUGUAGCCUUCCCAUUCCUUCCCAGAGAGCUAUAUAACAAACAAUUUUUAAAGGAGGAAAAACAUAGUUCAGGAAAACUGACCAGCACAUUAAAAAAAAAAAAAAAGAAAAAAAAAAGCCUAGAAUGAUCUCUGUUGUUCCACCUCUGCAAGGCUAGUAAACUAGGAUUCCAAAGUGGUGCAACCAGCCAGAUGUCCGUCUGGACUCCAGUCACAACUCCAAGCUGCCUGUCAUGGUCUAAAGUAUGGGAGUCAGGUAAGCAGAAUGUGUCAAAAUAGGAGGCACAUAUUAACUAUCCAGUAAACCUUUUCCUCACUGAGAUCCUGUAACUGUAAAAAUAUUCCUAGGGGAGGGAGUAAGUUUUGGAAGACUUAACAGGUGUUGUCUCUUAUGUAACACAUCCAAGUGUACCACACCCUGUAAGCAAUGAGGGCUUAAGUGCUAGUCUGCUAGUCAUGCUCAGAAAUCAUCCACCCAGCACUUCGGGACAUCUGGCUCUAUUGCUGUUUGACUUCCUUGGCCUGAAUAAUUUAAAUGAGAAUUUUUUUGAUCUGCCAUUGUUUUUCUUGAGACCUUAAAACUUCCAUACUUUUUUGGUGAGGGUUAUUAAAUAAUUUUGGUAAGUAGAUACAUGUGUUAUUGUGACUCUGCUUAUAUAAUUACCACUUCUCCACCUCUUAGUGUGUGUCAGUCAACAGAUACUUAUCAACUCACUGCUGCAAAGGCUCUUGAACAGAAAGAGGAAAUAAGCUCAUGAAUGGUGAUAUUAGAAAAAGCGUGUCCAGUAAGCCACCUUUACCCACCUACAGCCAGGGGCUUUCUUUUUUCCUAUUACUGUACUUGACUCCCUUCCAGUCAAUUAGGUUUUGCUAACUUAAAUUUUGUAAUCUGUGGUAUGAGUGACAGAUAAAUGGAAGCCACAGAUAAUCCGAAGUCAUUUCAAACAAAUAGGGUUUCAACCUUCUUCUCCUUCCCAAAGCUACUUGAUCAGUUUUGAACAUGUAGUAAAAGCAAUUGGGAUUUGACCACCUCCUUUUUGCCAGUGGCAUGCACAAUAAAGGAGAAGAAUUUGAGAAGCCCAGAAAAUCCAGGCUGAAUUAUCAACCCUUUAGAAAUCAAUGAAGAGGGUACCUGGCAGGGAGAUGUGGUUUUCUUUGUAUUUCUAGGUGGUCAGGGCUCGCUCUUUGCUUUGGAGCCUGGAAGCAGCUGCAGUUCAUUAUCAGUACUCUGUUUUGUUUGGAGAAGUUGGGUGUGUUGUGAAAACUGAGACUUAGUAAAAGGUGGUAGUAAUUUGUGCAUAGUUAGUGAUGUAAGUGUUGGAACUCCAUAUGCUAUGAAUAUUUGUGGUUGUUAAUCAAAUACACAGCUAACAAAAUUUUAUUUACAGUAACUUAAUAUAUUGCAAACUUGUAAAUAUUUCCAUCCUGUAAAGAAUGUAUAUAAAUCAAAUUUUAUGUAAAGUUUGUUUUUACUUUUUUCCAUUAAAAAUGCAUAUGGUGAUAAAUGUUU